CCUGGUGCCGCCGCCGCUGCUAGCAAGGUUAGCCCCAUAUCUCCAUCCAGUGAGGAUGGCGCCUGUCUUGGUGCUCUGGCUGGCUGUGUGCCUCGCUGGGACGUGGGCUGUGGACAGGGGCAACUUCAAGACCUGUGAUCAGAGUGCCUUCUGCAAGCGUCAGCGGGCAUUGAAGCCUGGUGAGUCUCCUUAUCGAGCCCUGCUGGAGACCAUGGAGCUGACCAACACCAGACUCACCCUGCAGCUCAUCAAUGACAACAACAAGGUGCGGCUGCUCCUCGAGCUCUACCGUCUCCAGGGAAACAUAACUAGGGUGAAGAUUAACGAGCUGAAGCCGCUGAAACCUCGCUAUGAGGUCCCAGAUGUGCUCAUCAGGGAGCCGCCUACUGAGCCCCUGUCUCUCCUGUCUCAGGACGAGAACGGGGUGGUGUUGUCUCUGGGAGCGGAGUCCCAGAGGGUCAUCAUUAGCGCCCGGCCCUUCCGACUGGACAUCAUGGAGGGACGUGACGUGCUGAUGUCGCUGAACUCGCGUGGCCUGCUGACCUUUGAGCACCUGAGGAUGCGCAAGGACACUUUCUCCUAUAAAGUAACUAGCACAGUGGCUAGCGUGUGGGAUAAUGUCAAGAGGGUAUUCUCUAGUCAGGCAGACCCAGAUGCUGAGAAGAAAGAAGAGGCUGAUCCGGCAAACCAGGCCGAGACAACAAAAGAAGAGGAAGAGAAAGUAGAAGACGGGAUGUGGGAGGAAACGUUUAAAUCACACUCGGACAGCAAACCUAAUGGUCCAUCUGCUAUUAGUUUAGACUUCUCAUUGCCGGGGGUCGAGCACGUCUACGGGAUCCCAGAACACGCAGACACCCUCAGACUGAAAACAACAGAGAAUGGAGAUCCAUAUCGGCUCUAUAACCUGGAUGUGUUCCAGUAUGAGUUAUAUAACCCCAUGGCCUUGUAUGGGGCUGUCCCAGUUAUGUUGGCCCACAACACCCAGCGGACCACAGGUAUCUUCUGGUUCAAUGCUGCAGAAACCUGGGUAGACAUAAGCUCCAACACAGCUGGAAAGACUGUGUUUGGGAAAAUGCUCGAUUAUGUUCAGGGCUCCAGUGAGACACCACAGACUGAUGUGCGUUGGAUCUCUGAAAGCGGCAUCAUCGAUGUGUUCUUAAUGCUGGGACCAACUCCCAAAGAUGUCUUCUCUCAGUAUGCCUCUCUUACAGGUACCCAGUCCUUCCCUCCCUUGGCCUCCUUGGGCUACCACCAGUGCCGCUGGAACUACAACGACCAGGAAGAUGUGCGGUCAGUGGAUGCAGGCUUUGACGAGCAUGACAUCCCCUAUGACUUCAUCUGGCUUGAUAUCGAGCACACAGAUGGGAAGCGCUACUUCACCUGGGAUCCUCACAAGUUUGCAACACCAAAGGACAUGCUGCAGGGUCUCCAGGACAAGAAACGCAAGCUGGUGGCCAUUGUGGACCCUCAUAUCAAAGUAGAUAGCAACUACAAGAUCCAUAAUGAAAUCCGCUCCCGGGGUUUCUAUGUCAAGAAUAAAGAUGGUGGAGACUACGAGGGCUGGUGCUGGCCUGGAAGUGCCAGCUAUCCAGACUUUUUCCGUGCAGACAUGAGGGCCUGGUGGGCCAGCAUGUUCGCCUACGAUCAGUAUGAGGGAUCCAUGGAGAACAUGUACACAUGGAAUGACAUGAAUGAGCCGUCGGUUUUCAAUGGACCAGAGGUCACCAUGCACAAGGAUGCAGUGCACGGAGCCUGGGAGCACCGUGAUGUGCACAACUUGUAUGGGCUCUAUGUGCAAAUGGCCACAUCGGAGGGUUUGAUCCAGAGGUCUGGAGGAGUUGAGCGACCAUUUGUCCUGACCAGGGCUUUCUUUGCUGGCUCACAGCGCUACGGUGCGGUGUGGACAGGAGAUAACGCUGCUGAAUGGGACCAUCUGAAGAUAUCUAUCCCCAUGUGUCUGAGUAUGGGCCUGGUUGGACUGUCUUUCUGUGGUGCUGACAUCGGCGGCUUCUUCAAAUCUCCAAGCACUGAGCUGCUGGUGCGUUGGUACCAGGCGGGGGCUUACCAACCAUUCUUUAGGGCCCACGCCCACCUGGAUACGCCCCGCCGUGAGCCCUGGCUUUUUGGUCCAGAAAACACAGCACUGAUCCGUGAAGUUGUGCGCCAGCGCUACACUCUCCUGCCCUACUGGUACCAGCAGUUCUACCACGCACACCGCACUGGAGAGCCCAUCAUGAGACCACUGUGGGUGGAGUAUCCUCAGGAUCCUGCUACUUUUGCUGUGGAUGACGAGUACUUGAUCGGGCGAGACUUGCUGGUGCACCCAGUUACUGAGGAGGGAGCCAGGGGAGUCACCGCCUACCUGCCUGGUAAAGACGAGGUCUGGUUUGAUGUCCACACCUUCCAGAAGCACAACGGAGCUCAGAACCUGUACAUCCCUGUCACCAUGAGCUCUAUUCCUGUGUUCCAACGUGGCGGCUCCAUAAUUCCCAGGAAGCUUCGAGUUCGCAGGUCCUCCACCUGCAUGGAACACGACCCCUACACUCUAUUUGUGGCUCUUAAUCCCCAGAGAACUGCAGAGGGGGAGAUCUACAUAGAUGACGGCCACACUUUUAACUACGAAAAGAAGGAAUUCAUCCACAGGAGGCUGUCAUUUGCCAACAACCUCCUCUCUUCUGUUAACCUCGCUCCCGAUGCCCAGUUUACUACCCGCUCCUGGAUUGAACGUGUUGUCAUACUGGGAGCCAGUAAACCCAGCAAGGUUACCCUUAAGACUACCGAUGGACAGGUGAGCCAGGUGGAGUUCGACUUUGAUGCCUCCAUGUCUGUUCUGACGCUCCGCAAGCCCGGCAUGAACGCAGGGGCAGACUGGACCGUGAUGCUUCAGUAACCACGGCGACGGGAGAGGAGGAGCAGGAGGGGGGGGAAAAAAUGACUGAACGGGAGGGGAGGGAGAGAGGAGGAAACAAACACAAGGCGCUAAUUCCCAAGACUAACUAAAGCAGGACAACACGAUAGCUAACAUGGAGAAUAAUGAACACACAUAAUAAUUAUACAUGGUUUUAAUCCACACACACACACACACACACACACACACACACACACACCUACUUGGUUUUCCAUCCGGUCUGCUUCAGAAGAAUGAUCACUGUGGGGGGUUGUUUGCCAUUUAAAAUGAAGGUUCACAUUCAAAGCUCCACCUGCUGAUGAUCCCCUCUUUCUGUUUUCUGACUUGAUUCUCUACAAAAAUUCAUUCCAUUCCUCCAAGCACUUAAAUCGACUCAUAGCUCGGCCUCCUUUAACCGUGCCACGUUUUCGUGUCCAGGGAGGGCUCGCCAACAGUCUUCUCUGUGGUUCUGCAGUAAGUUUUCAUGUUUCGUAAUUUUAAUGACGCCACAAAAAGUAAAGAAACCUUUUUUUGCUCUUACCAAUCCUGGCCAGCUCAUUCUUAUGCAGUCUUUCCCUGAAUUCCUCAGUACUGAAUUUGUGUGCGUUGAAGUGAUUCAUAAUCAUGGCUUCAUAUUGGAAGUGAUCAGGUCGUUCAACUGCUGCACAGAGAGGGGAUUUUCAGCUGUUGUUUUGAACAAACUUGGCAAUGGGAAUCACUUCAGGGGAUUGAACCACUGACAAGUUUGUGGAUCAUCCGGUUGACGUGCUUUCUUUGUUUUAUCAAGUUAUUUUUCCAUCGUUGUUUACUAGAUUAUUUUUAAUGCACUUGAGGAAAAAAAGUUGUUUAGAUUUUCAUGUGUUACUAGAUAUCGGGACAAUCCAGAAUUUCCACUGUGUUGUUUGGAACUUAACAAACAGGUCGGCUCUAAUCUUUGAAGCUUUCUUACUUGUACAAACAUCUGUCCUAAAUGUACACUGAGCAGUGAUAAACACUGAGUUGAUUCUCUGGAGAGUGGUUCGUGUCCUGACUAGUCUAAUCAUCUGACCUUUUUUUAGGAGUUUUGUUCUGUGAGUUUGUGUGUUUGAUUGUUUUUAUGAUCAUAAAUGUACAUGUUGCUGCAUUUUUGUUGGUGAUGGCUUGAACUGGUGGCAAUGGAAGUGAAGCAUCGGACUUCAGCUGUCAAUCAAAGUUGUCAGAUGUACUUUAAAAGAUGAGACCAAGUAAAAAUAAAAUUGACCAAAUGUGAAAAAA
Molecule: messenger RNA, 4141 nt
Organism: Stegastes partitus (bicolor damselfish)
Lineage: Eukaryota; Metazoa; Chordata; Actinopteri; Pomacentridae
Gene: ganabb
Product: glucosidase II alpha subunit b
Exons: 25
Coding region: 56-2890 (944 amino acids)
Biological process (GO): carbohydrate metabolic process; N-glycan processing
Cellular component (GO): glucosidase II complex
Molecular function (GO): glucan 1,3-alpha-glucosidase activity; carbohydrate binding
Source: RefSeq, a predicted model, not a curated record